AAACGGAAUCCUAAAUUAUUAUGCAUUGAUUGUAUAUAUAUUUGACAUUAUUAAUCUCUAGAUUUUCGUGAAUUAUUGUCGGUUAAAAAAAAGAAACAAAAUAUCAGAAAGAAAAGUGUUAUAAUAAUAACAAACGAGAGAAAACAAUAUAUGAAGGAACAAUCCACAAAAGCUUAAAAAGAAAUCUCUUCGAUAGUAUCGAUAGUAUCGAUAGUAAUCGUGUUUAUAACCUUAGUUUGUAUUUUUGUUUUUUAAAUUUGUUAAAGGGAAGAAAAAAAAAGAAAAGAAAGAAAAAAGAGAGAGAAAGAGAGAAAGAAAGAAAGAGAGAGAGCUUGCGCGCGUGGUGCUUGCGCGGCCUCCAUUAUCUAUCUAUCUCUCUUUCUCUCCCUAUCACCUCGGUCCCUCUUUCUCUCUCUCCCACUUACUCUAAAGCGAGAAGAGAGAACCGGCGAAGCCGCGAAUCAUCGCAAAGUCCGCGCGACUCUUCUCCUACGCGGAUCGCCGCCAAGUCGUCGUUCUCGUCCCUUUCCCUCGUUCCUUUUCCUCGGCCCGCGCCUCCCCUCCCCACCAAUCCCGGCGAAAGAUAGUUCCUCGCGCGACGACGACGGCAAACACGGCGUGGACGGACGCAUCAUACACACGAGAAUCAUGUCGUCCGGAGCAGGCUCAAGUGGAACUGGAAGAGGUCGUGGUUCCUCAUUGGCGGACAAUAAGCCAGAAAAUAAAGAAACCAAGCCAAAUCCAAAGAUGUCGAAGGCUCUAGGAACUUCUGCUAAAAGGAUACAGAAAGAAUUGGCAGAAAUCACGUUAGAUCCACCUCCAAAUUGCAGUGCUGGGCCUAAAGGAGAUAAUUUAUACGAAUGGGUAUCUACAAUACUGGGUCCUCCAGGUUCUGUAUACGAAGGAGGUGUAUUUUUUCUCGACAUACACUUUUCUCCGGAAUAUCCCUUUAAACCUCCAAAGGUAACAUUCCGAACACGUAUUUAUCACUGCAAUAUCAACAGUCAAGGAGUGAUCUGUUUGGACAUAUUAAAAGACAAUUGGUCUCCUGCACUUACCAUUUCGAAAGUGUUACUUUCUAUAUGCUCCCUUCUCACAGACUGUAAUCCAGCUGAUCCUUUAGUGGGUAGUAUAGCAACACAAUAUUUACAAAACAGAGAAGAACACGAUCGCAUAGCACGGCUAUGGACCAAACGUUAUGCUACAUGAACAUAUUUGUAAUACAUAUGUAACUCCUAUUAGUCUCAUGCCAAGUUCUCAUCAACUGCUGUUCUCAUGAAAACGUCUCACUCCACUAACUAUUAUACAUAAUAAUCCAUGAUUAUACUGAUCGAGAAAAACUUUACGUGAAGACCUUUUGAGAUCAGCUUGACCAUGAUUGUGAUGUGCUUUGUUUCAAGGAUGUAAUGUGCCUAAGAUGAAUGGAUGUGUGUGCGAGUAUAAUGUGUUAGGGCAUGAAAUAGGAGUUUUUUCACCUAAAAAUUAUUGACAAGAUAGUAUUUAAAUGGAUUGUAUUGUACGCAAACACAAUACUAAGCCGAUAUUGCUAACAUUUGUAGGGUAGGUGAGAUAUCAUGAACAAUAUUAUUACAAAAAGAAAAAAAGGAAAAAUAAUAAAAACAACAAAUAAAUUAUAAGUCAACCUAGGUGCAUAGUUUGUAAAAUGUGAAUGUAGAAAAGUUACGAUUCUUCACGAUAUGUAUACUUACAUAUUUUUAUAUUUACUCAAUUUAUGAUAUUUUUUAAAAAUGAUCAUUUUAAUUCGAUUUUAAUCCCAUCGAAAUUGGCUAUAAACACCACGUCAUUACGUGCACCUAUUUAAAAAUUUGUACCCAGUACAUCUCCAAAGAAUAUAUAUUGGUAUAUUCGAAAAAAAAAAAACGAUUAAAUCCAAUUAUAAUAUUUGGGGCCACCUACUAAAAUCUUUGUAACUGUAAAUAAAUAUCAUUUCCUGUAUAUUCAAACUCUAGUACAUUGAAGAAACUGCAAUUUCUAUUGUCUACAUCUGUAUGUAUAAAUUGUCUUAUUAGUCCAUAAGUAUUCCGUAUUGACUCCAUGAACUUGUACUACUUUUCGUUGCUUCUUCUUUGGUAUUUGUACUUUUCUUUCUUUUUCUUUAGAAAAAUGGCUGUGCUACAAGACAAAUUGAGAUUUAAUCUUACUCUUUUUUGUAAUUUCUUGUAAUAAUAGCCAUUUCAUAUUCAACAAUGUGUUCACAGAGAAAGUAUUGAAAUUUAUGUUUUAGCUAAAGAGAUAAUCCUCUUUGGGAUUGUACUUUAAUGAACGAAUUUAUAGAUAUUUCUUUUUGAAGUAAUUUUUUUCUAUAUAUAUAUAUAUAUAUAUAAAUAUAUAUAUAAUAUUAAAAUACAUUUAUGGCAAGAGACGAAAGAUGAUUACUUUUAAUAACAAGGUGGACCGGCAGACCACUUUGUAAAUAAUUCUGAUCAAAGGAGUAAAUUUGUCGCUUGGAAAACUGGGUGGUAAUGCGUGUGACUGCAAUUUAUAUACCUUGUAAUAAACAAUCAGUAAAACUCAAUUCAAUUGAAAAGAAAAUUGUACAGUUUAAUGAUGUAAACUAAGCAUAUAAGAUUUUUCUCUUCGAUGUCAGAAUUUCUCUUGUAAAUAUCACUACUGCGUGAAAUGACUUUGCAUGACGAUGAGAUGAGAUUUUAUUUAUCUAUCUCUCUCUUUCUCUCGCUCAUUUUUUCUUACCUCCAUUAUAAAUAUAUAUAAACUAUUUCAUGCAUAAUUUUACUCAGUUACAAUGAGAAUAUUACUUGAGAAUAAUAUUAGAUAAAUCUGAUUUUUUGUAAACUGUUGAACGAGUAUACAAAUUUUGUAUGUUGCUUAAGUGUGAAAGUGGCGCGGCGCAUUGAUUCUACUUAGGAAUUGUAAAUACGUCGAUAUACAUACACACAUAUUUGUCAAACGUGCAUUUGUUGUUUAUAAGAGUAGUAGUGGAAUAUAAUCAAUCUUGCUCUUCCUUAAUUAGAGAAAGAGAGCUGCAAAAAAAAAAUUAAAUACACGAAAUUAUAAAAAACGACAACAACAAAAUUAUACGACUGUGAAAGUGCAUAAUGCAGUUUGCUAAUUAUGUUUAAUAUCCUGUUAAAUUUGAUUUAACUGAGGAUCAUGUUAAGUUUGUAUUCUUUUUGUAAAAAAUUAUCAGGGGAAAUGUUUCAUUCCAAGAAAGUAAUGAAUUCCACAUUUCAUUUUAUUUUUAUUUUCUUUUUUGUUUUGUUUUUGUAAAGAUUUAUUUAUAUUAUAAGUUCAUUGAUUAAAUUGCAUCUAGUUCAGCAAUUUUCAUCAGACAAAAAUACUAUUUUGUUUAUUUUAUAUAUAAUUUAUAUAUACGUUUCAAAGUUAGGCUGCAUUAUUCACAGAAAAUAAAACAUGCGUUAUUCGCAAAAAAAAAAAAAAAAAGAAAAACUAUUUAACUGAUGAGUGCGUUUAAAUGCUAAUUGUAAUCUCUUUUAUUUACUAAAAAGAAAUGAAAAGAGACUGCAACCUUUUAACGAUAUCAAAAUGUCAGAAGAAUACAAAGAAAUAAUAAAUCCACUAAUCCUAAUCAAUGAUGGAUGUUAGUCUGUUACCGAACGGUCUGCGUAAAUAUACAAAUUACAAUUAAAUAAAACUAAUUAUAAACUUA
Polistes dominula (European paper wasp) is the source of this 3649-nucleotide messenger RNA. RefSeq names its product ubiquitin conjugating enzyme 2 (gene Ubc2). NCBI's taxonomy places the organism in Eukaryota, Metazoa, Arthropoda, Insecta, Hymenoptera, Vespidae. The record is from RefSeq and is a predicted model, not a curated record.